ACAGGCAAGUUCAGGUUUAUCCAGAGACCAUGGCAGAAGGCGGAUUUGAUCCUUGUGAAUGCAUUUGCUCACAUGAACAUGCAAUGAGAAGACUGAUUAAUCUGCUGAGACAAUCCCAGUCGUACUGCACAGACACAGAAUGCCUUCAGGAAUUGCCAGGACCAAAUUCCUCCAGUGACAAUGGCAUCAGCUUUGCCAUGAUAAUGAUGGCCUGGGUGGUGAUUGCACUCGUUUUGUUCUUACUGAGGCCUAGUAAUCUGAGAGGAUCCAACACAGCCGGAAAGCCAACCAGCCCACAUAAUGGACAAGAACCACCAGCCCCACCAGUGGACUAGAGCGUUCAGUAUUGGAAAAGUUCAGCAGCUAAAACCUUGCACGACCAAAUGAACGAAGUGACCAGAUUACUCCUAAACCCCGUUCAAUACUGUUUUCUUUUCUCAUUUAUGUAGAGCAGAAUUAUCAUUCAGCAGUUAUCUUCACAAACUGCUUUUAGCAACUUCAAUUUUAAGUUAAUUUUUGCUUUCUAUGUUACUACAAUUCCUAGUAGAUUGUAAUUUGAAUAAUGAUAAGGUGUUGCAGAGGUUUUUGGUUGUUACUGUGGACAUUCCACUCAGUCUCUUUCUGUUACAAUGAUCUUAAUUUCUUUGCAGUGAUUUCUGAUAUGCAUUAAAAGAAGAAGAAAAUCCCUGUGCAUCUAUAAUAAUGGAAGGUUACUGACCUUUCUUCAGAUGAAUCCAUAUUUUUUCUCCAGUAUGCUUUUGAGAGUUACAUUAUGAUUGCAACUAUUAGCUUAGUUAUGUGGUGAAAAAUUGAAAUUAUUUUAUAUUUGCCCUGGGUUCAGAGCAGCUUUUAGUCUGGUCUUUGGACCACUAACAUAGUUUUCAGGGUUGUUGGCAAGAGCACGGAUUGUCCACUAGAAUUAUACUCUGUGCGUGUGUGUGUGUGUACGUGCAAAGAAGUGAAUGUGAAAUUGCCACUGUCAAAGCUUUGGCAUAUAUACUGGGAACUUUACACAAAAGAUUAUACCACCAAAAAAGAAAUUAAUUUAAUCUUGUUCAUUAAUAAAUAUCUUAUUCAAUAGAUUGUCAAAAAAAUGUAUUCUAAAGCCAGAUUUGUUUAUUUAUAGGCUUUAUGAAAAGAGAAAUGUAGUGAGAAGAGCUUGGCAGAAUUUUCUCUCCUGGUAUAGUCUUUGAAUAAUUGGUAUCUUAACAAGGUUUUAGCCAUGAAAUAAUGUAUAUUGGACAGGAUGAAAUCAUACCGAGAGGUUACCAAGGUUACCAACUUUUGGUAUACAACAUAUACUGGAUAUUCAGGUUUUUUCACCUGUGUGUUAUCAGCAGUUCUUAACAUUUCAUCCUUAUCUACUGGUUGUAAUUGUAGAAUAACAAACUUGCAGGUGACUACACACGGCAUGUCUUUUCCCUCAGAUAUUUGUGUGUAUGUGUGGUGUGCUUAUGUGUGCGUACGUGUGGCUGUGCACGUACCUGUGCACAUCUCCCAUUGUAGCAAAUGGGAAUUACUUUUUUAUGUACAUUAAUUUAAGAACAUUUUAAAGAUGUACAGAAAAGUGACACUGUAUAUUUUUCUUGAUCAAUUUGAAAAAUUGAUGAGAAUAAUGUAAAGAACAUUUUUAUGUUACCAACAUGAAGCUUCUUUCUGUAAAGGUCAGUAGAACAGACAUAUGGGAAUUCAAAGCCUUAUUCCAUAAACCUUUAUUUCAUGAGGACUUUAGUUAUGGAGCUGAAGGGACUAGCUGUUAAGAAGCAUAAAGGUUUGUAUUAACGGGCUGUAACAAAAUUCUCACAUCAGAUCCCAUGGUUGACAGACGCUGGGUUUUCCUUCUCAGGGUAAACGGCAGGCCAGCUAAGCCUCCUUGUAAAGGUACAGCAUAGACCUGAAGAAAGGCUUCUGUAAUUUGAUGCAAUUGCCCUUUGAAUUUCUGUGGAAUAGUGUACUCCCAAGCGUAGGAGCAUGUGUAAAAAAUAAAAAAUUAAAAAAAAAAAAAUGAAGAAGAUUGGGCCAGGUGCUCUCAGCGACAUCAGUGCAGUGCCGUGUAAAGCAAUGGAGCUGCAGCAGAGAAGCUGAGAGAAUUUGUCCAAUUAUGUCUAAUGGUGUACAGGCCACAAACACUGUGUAAAGAUGUCACUGGGACAAGCAAUCUGACCAUGCUUGCUUUUUGCCUUCUGUGUACAUUAAUGUUUGGGAUACUGUUUUGAGCAGAACAAGUAAUAAUUUUGUUUAACCAACAAGAAAAUAUAUAUGAUCUCCUACACUGACCUUUUCUCCAGGAAUUUUUGUCCAGAAUUCUUCACUAUGGGAUGCAUAAAACAGGCUUCCAGUUGAUUAAAAAGCCAGCUGAAACAGGCUUCAUUGCAGACAGAGCACCGCUCUGCAUCCUGUUGGAAGUCGGUGAGAUUUACAGCAGAUGCUCCUCACUUGUGAGGAUCAGUCUCACUUUACUUAAAUGUCUGUGUAUGUAUUUAUAAACCUCACCAUGUGCACCCAUCUCUAACAGUCUUGGCAAAUGAACUUUUUGUUCAGAGUAAUGUUGUGUUUUACAUUUAAAUGAACUGUCUUUGCUUGAAAUUCCUCUAAGUAAGUGUCCCAGUGAUUUUAUACAUGUAUGCUUUCCUCAUGUAAAUCACUAUUUUAAAUUUUCUAUGUAAAAGAAAAAGCAUUGGAAAUAUUUUAUUGUAAAAUGUUUUACUAAAGAGCCAGGCUACUAUCCC
Egretta garzetta (little egret) is the source of this 2729-nucleotide messenger RNA. RefSeq names its product small integral membrane protein 14 (gene SMIM14). Gene Ontology annotation, cellular component: endoplasmic reticulum. The record is from RefSeq and is a predicted model, not a curated record. The coding region runs from base 30 to 335 and encodes 101 amino acids. Lineage: Eukaryota; Metazoa; Chordata; Aves; Pelecaniformes; Ardeidae. The transcript has 4 exons.